This is a messenger RNA of Paraphaeosphaeria sporulosa, 489 nucleotides long. RefSeq lists its product as uncharacterized. The coding region runs from base 1 to 489 and encodes 162 amino acids. The transcript has 2 exons. Lineage: Eukaryota; Fungi; Ascomycota; Dothideomycetes; Pleosporales; Didymosphaeriaceae. The record is from RefSeq and is a predicted model, not a curated record.
AUGGUCUCCUUCACGACUCUCCUCGCCCUUUCCGCCGGCGCGCUCUCGUCGCCCGUUGUACAACGUCAGAUUGCCAUCCCUGAGAACUGGAACUGGCACGUGUCUGGAUGGGAAGCUGGCUGCGCGCGUUCGGGCUGCUACUACAACUUCAAUGUCACUGUUCCUACCGUUGAGGGCCAAAUUGCCGGCGUGAAGGCCUACUGCAACGGAUACGAGAACGGAUAUUACAGGAAGGGCAACUGGUACGAGAACUGCCAGAUCCUCGAAGGUGUGAACAACGGUGUCGCUGCCAAGCUCAGCGAAAGGCCCCCGGAGAGUGACACAGAGUCUACUUUGCCUCAAGAGAUUCUAAUCAGCUUCGUGUUGGCCGGAUAUGAGGACAGGCCCGCGUACAACUUCACUGGAUCGCACAAAACCAUCUACAACCAAUUUGCUGCCCCUCUGCAGGAGUUCGAUGUUACGCCUACAACGGUGUUCGGUGUGGCGUAA